Molecule: messenger RNA, 3677 nt
Organism: Tyto alba (common barn owl)
Lineage: Eukaryota; Metazoa; Chordata; Aves; Strigiformes; Tytonidae
Gene: CYSLTR1
Product: cysteinyl leukotriene receptor 1
Exons: 3
Coding region: 613-1647 (344 amino acids)
Biological process (GO): G protein-coupled receptor signaling pathway
Cellular component (GO): plasma membrane
Molecular function (GO): leukotriene receptor activity
Source: RefSeq, a predicted model, not a curated record
CAAAUAGCUCAUGGGGGAAAAAAUAUCCUCUCUUAUCAGGUUUUGUCUCCUCUUCUAUCUGUGUCACCUUGAAGAUAUCUAUUGAGCUUUAAUGUAUUUUGUGUGUUGCAGAUAAUCAGAGUACAAACUUCCGUAUAGCUGAAACUUGACUGAAACCUGGAAGCCUUGAGCAUCCCAGGGUGUAUCUGAAUUCCCAGUAAAUCCUGGAGAGACAGAGACUCUACUUCAAAUCUACCAGACUAUUUUUAUGGAUGAGAAUACCUUCCCCUGCUGCCAGCUGGGAGCUGCAGCAGUACCUCUGCCUGGUCAAUGCCAGGGGAGCUGGAGCCCUGCAGCAUCUUCUCCGCUACAGCAAUCCUUCCUGGUCAUCAGAUAUAAUGGGAGAUACCUUUUCCAAAGCUAGUAAUUGCACAUAUUUAUAAAGAAAUCAAGCUUAAAAAAAUGCUGCCACCUGUGAGCAGAGGAGAACAGUGCAGAAUUUGGGGAGGUGACAAAUGUCUGCUUGUGCUCUGAACAGCCUCUGGCUUGGAAUAAUCUUCCACCUUGUGAGCAAAGGAUUUGGGGCCUGACAUUCAUUUCCAGGCAGAAUAGGUGCCUCAGCCAGGCAACGUGAUGGCGGUGUUUGAUAACUUGUCGUGCCAUCACUCCAUCGAUGACUUCCGAAACCGAGUCUACUCCACACUCUACUCCAUGAUCAGCAUUAUGGGCUUUGUGGGCAAUGGCGUUGUGCUUUACGUCCUCAUAAAAACAUACCGGCAGAAGACAGCCUUCCAGGUGUACAUGCUGAACCUUGCCGUAUCUGACUUCCUCUGCGUGUGCACCCUGCCCCUGCGUGUCAUCUACUAUGUCCACAAAGGGAACUGGUUCUUUGGUGACUUCCUAUGCAGGGUGAGUUCAUACAUGCUGUAUGUCAACCUGUAUUGCAGCAUUUUUUUCAUGACUGCAAUGAGCUUCUUCCGUUGCAUAGCCAUUGUUUUUCCAGUCCAGAACAUCAAUUUGGUUACAGAGAAGAAGGCUAAAUUUGUCUGCAUUGGCAUUUGGAUUUUUGUCACCCUGACAAGUGCUCCGUUCCUGCGAAACGGGACAUACCAACAUGGCAACAAGACCAAGUGCUUCGAACCCCCAGAAAACUCUCAUAAGACAAGUCUAGUUGUGACCCUGGAUUUUAUUGCCCUAUUUGUGGGUUUCAUUUUUCCCUUUAUUGUCAUAACUAUCUGCUACACCAUGAUCAUAAGGACCUUACUGAAAAAUUCUUUGAAGAAGAACCAGGCUAAUCGCAAGAAGGCAGUCUGGAUGAUCGUCAUCGUGACGGCCACCUUCCUGGUGAGCUUCACCCCAUACCACAUUCUGCGUACAGUCCACCUCCACAUGCUGUGGCUGGAGAACACCCGCUGCGAGGAUGCCAUAUACCUACAGAAAUCGGUUGUAGUAACACUCCCCUUGGCAGCCUCCAACUGCUGCUUUGACCCGCUUCUCUAUUUCUUCUCAGGGGGCAACUUUCGGAAGAGACUUACCACGUUUAGGAAGGCUUCUUCCUCCAGCUUAACACAAGCCUUCAGGAAAAAGUUCUCCAUAAAAGAGAAAGAUGAGGAGCCCUUUGGAGAAAGCCAUAGAGAGAACGGAAAGGCAGCUGUGGCUCCUUCAUAAUGAGGCUAGAACUUCCCCUAAGAUCUCUCAUGGGCAACUGAAAUCUUGGAACUCUUCCAGAAGACAUGAUGGAGGCUCACAAGCCUUCAUCGCAAUUAGAUCUGUAAUGAUAAUGGUGGACAGUCCAUGUUUUGUGCUACUUGGUGGGACAGCCCCUUCCCCAGGAGCACUGCUUGGACAUGCAUAGCCACUUAGGAUGGAGGAGCCACUGCCAACCAGCACCAGAAAGCUGUUUAUCUGAUGAUAAACUCACAUAAACAAAUUCUUCAAAGCCUGUAUUUGGGCAUUUGCUUCAUUUCACAACUCUACUAAGAAUGUUAAUAUUCUGAGUCAGUGGGAACUGUAAACACAACAUUUGCUAUACAGGCACUCAGGGAGCUACUGACAAAUAGAGAGCAGAGUUUUCACUGCAUUUUCAAACAGCCGCUAAAUUAUUUACAGAGCAGAGGCCAGGAUAAUUCCUGCCCUACUCUCAACUGCUUCUGCUUUGGAUUUCAGUUUUCAAGAUAAUUAUGUGUGUAAGACUUGCAAGGUUGGUUCCUGGGCUUGCAAAUCCAGGAACUCGGGCUUGAGCCCCUCUCCCAACCCAAAGGAGCAGCUCUUUGGACAUGAUUUCAUGGGCAGCAGAUCUGCCAGCAUCUUCUGAAUUUCUAGAAAAAUCUUGUCUGUGGAUGCAGUUUUAAAAUUGCAGUAUCCUAGUGUGCAUUUGCAACUUAUUUCAAUGGGACUGGUCCUGUAAGCGAUGGCUGCAGGAUCUGGAUUAUCACUCCAGUUCUUCAGGAUGUUUUGGCUAAAAGUGGAGCUCUGGGUGCUUGAAGUCCAGUGCAGGAUCAGGCCUGCCUUUCUGAACUAUUGACCAAGUUUUUUAAAAAAUAAUUUUAAAAUAAAAAAUAAAAAUUCAGAAGUAAUUUUUAAAAAUAGUUAUAUAUUAUAUUUGUUCCUGUUCAGGAGUGCUCAUCUUGCUCACACCUUGCAGAAAAGAGGCAACCCAAGGCCUUUGGAAAAAAUCUCCAGGAAUACCUGGAAAUCAGGAGUCUGAGUCCAGAUGAGACACAAAUAAAUCUUAUUUUGAGUGCAGUAAGGUGAAAAAACAGAUUGCACUAUGUUUCUUGUAUAAAGAAAAACUUCAGAAUCUUGGACAGAAGGAAACGUUGCUGUGCUUUUCCAGUGAACCCUUUAGCCUUUUGCUAGAGCAAAGCCUAAAUGUGUGAUAUAUUAAGACAGAAAUAGAAAUUAUUGUAGGAUUAAGACUCUUAUUUGGAAAAAUGGUUGAUAAAUUAAUAGCAAGUAAGUUUUGAUGUGUUAUUUAUGAAGUCACUUGAUGUUAUCAUAAAGAAAACAGUUUUAAUACUGUAGAAUAAAGGUGAGCAAAAGGAAUUUGUCUGGUUGGGGGCAGGGUUCUGCCUGAGAAAUUAUCUUUACAGAUACACAGAAGAGUGCAAUUUCACUCUUUACCCCACAGUCUGCACAUGCCAGAGUCAACAAAAGGCACUUAAAGGAAAUUCCCCUUCAGAACAAUUUAUGGAUGUGAAUUUUCAGAAUAGAUCUGAAACCCCUUUAGAAAAUUUUAAGGAUCUGUGAAGUGGAAGAGGACUGAAAGCUGUUCGUGUAGAAGAGUUUUACAGUUCCACCUAAACCCACAGGAGGGCAGAGCUUCAAGUUCAAAGCUGUAACUAUAGACUGCUUUGAGAAAUGUGUGUAAGAGUUGGCUAAAACUUCCUUUCAGAGGCUACCACUGAGUAUUAUAGUUGUGUCUCCAAGCAUUAAGGCCAUUGUGCAACUGUAAAUAUAACUCAUCAUGGAAAACUGAAUUUCAGAAUAUGCAGAAAUAAUAUGCCCAUUCCCAAAUUUUAAAAUAUUGUACAGUAAAUCAAUAUACAUGUGUGUUGCAAAGCAUUUUUAUUGUACCAGAGGUUGUUUUUUUUUUCUAUGAGACAAUUAUUAUGAGAAGAGAAAAGGCAGAGUUUUUUGUGCAAUAGGAAAGACUAUUUAAAAAAAAAAAAUAUUGCUUAAAUUAAAGUGUUGCAAGU